CGCACUACUCACAGAGCACACAAGCACACGGCAACCCAACUCGACUGACAGAGUUGGCGCUCAAGCCUUACUGCCGCGAGCAGCACUCAAGAAGAAACACUACAGCAACCAAGCCAACAGAACACAAGGAUGUCUUCCUACGUGACUUCGGACUGCCACCGCGUCUGCCCGUCCUCGCACGGGAACCGCUUCGACACAGCGCACCGCAAAAAGGCGGUGGGGAACAUCUUCGAGAACGUUAACCAGGACGCUCUCAUGAGGCUGUUCCAGAAAACGGGAGACCAGAAGGCAGAGGAGCGGGUCCGGAGCAUCUUCUCCUACUCCCAGGACCCCGAGGAGACAGCAAAGGCUCUGAUGGCUCUGAAACAGCGCAAGAAGGACAAGUUCCUUCGGAUCGCAGGGAUUGUUCGGAACCUGCUGAAAAUCCGUUGACUGUUUUGCUAACCGGCUCGUGACGAGUCGUUGUUUGAUCCAGUGCACACGUCUGUCAGCUCCCUGACUCCUGGAAAAGAGGAUGUUGGAAAUAGACUGGCAAGCGGACAUGGAGAUGAGCUAGGGGCUUUCUGGCUGAGAUGCUCAACGAAAGUCGCCCGGACUGGACACUUUGGAGAUGUCCACUCCACCCCACUGAUGCAGCCCGGCUGGAUGGAGGGAUGCGCAGUGACCUCUGCUACGAGAGGUGAUGCGACGCAGCGAUGGAGUUGCGUUGCUACAAGAUCCUUGGGGCCUUUUCACGCUCCAAACACAAGUCAAAGAGACACUUGCAACAAAGUCUCAGUGAUGAUGAACUUGCAUUUCAUAAAUGCACCUUUUAUCUUCUGUACACCUCAAAGGUGUCGUCAAUGUCAAUGGUUGAUACAAGUACUGACAGAGUGAUGAGAGACUGGUGCCGAAGAUAUUGCCUGAAAAUGUUGCCUGCUAUUCGCGAAGAAAAUGCCUUGUCUCUGUACCAGUUCCACUUUGUUAUAUUUUGCUGUUUAUUUUUUCUUUUCAUUAGUGGCCACUAAUUUAUUUCUAAAAAAAUGUUGUGUAAAAAAACACAUGUGCAAAAAAAAUGCAAGCUCAUGCAUUUUCUACGAGCUAUUUUUCAAUUUCUAUAAUAAAUUAUGAACUCAAGAAGUA
Engraulis encrasicolus (European anchovy) is the source of this 1122-nucleotide messenger RNA. RefSeq names its product transcriptional and immune response regulator a (gene tcima). Gene Ontology annotation, cellular component: cytosol; nucleus. The record is from RefSeq and is a predicted model, not a curated record. Bases 130 to 432 code for a protein of 100 amino acids. NCBI's taxonomy places the organism in Eukaryota, Metazoa, Chordata, Actinopteri, Clupeiformes, Engraulidae. Gene Ontology annotation, biological process: negative regulation of Notch signaling pathway; endothelial cell activation involved in immune response. The transcript has a single exon. Gene Ontology annotation, molecular function: Notch binding.